GUUAACGAACCUGAAGAGAGAAAUAUUGCUAGAGCACGCCCUUUGCGAAGAAGGGUUGGGUUGGAAUGCCAUCAUGGCUGUUGCAAGGCCUCUUCGGUUACUUCUGGCGGGCGGUAUACUGCUCUGCCUAUUCUUUAUUUUUCAGCUCUCCAGAUCGACCAACCCCAUCAUCAAACUCGUGGAUCCUUACGAUAAUGGGCUGAUGCAUGAUCCACUGGCUGAUCCUACCGGAGAGCCAGAGGGCCACCUAUGGAGAGCGGAAGGCGAUUCGUACGCUCCUAAUAACCCUAACUCCUCCCGUCUUAAUGCGACCCUCCUCUCACUUGUCCGUAACGAGGAGCUGGACCAAUUGAUCAUGACAAUGAAAGAGCUGGAGAGCACAUGGAAUAGCAAAUUUAACUAUCCUUGGACUUUUUUCAAUGACCAACCGUUUUCAGACGAAUUCAAAAAGCGGACCCAGGCGGAAACGAAGGCAAAAUGCAACUAUGAGAUUGUUCCAAAAGAGCAUUGGGACGUUCCCAAUUGGAUAGAUAUGGACCUAUACAAGGAAUCCGUGGAUAUGCUGAAGGAAAAGGGAGUUCAAUACAGCGGCAAGCUUUCGUACAACCAAAUGUGUCGGUGGAAUAGUGGCAUGUUCUACAAACACCCGGCUUUGGCCAACAUGCAGUACUACUGGCGCGUCGAACCUAAUGUACACUUCUUCUGCGAUGUCGAUUACGAUGUCUUCCGAUAUAUGCAGGACAACAACAAAACGUACGGUUUCACAAUAAAUCUUUACGAUGCUCCGGAAAGCAUUGAGAAUUUAUGGCCGGAAACUGUUAAGUUCCUCGCGUCGCAUUCCGAAUACGUUCAUCCGAACAACGCAAUGGACUGGCUGGUGGACAACAAGCAGAGACCUACACAUAAUCAGAAGGCAAAUGGGUAUUCUACUUGCCAUUUUUGGUCUAAUUUCGAGAUUGGAGAUUUGUCGUUCUUCAGAGGCAAAGCAUAUGAAGAUUAUUUCAAUCAUCUGGAUCGUGCCGGCGGGUUUUUCUACGAACGAUGGGGUGAUGCGCCCGUACACUCCGUGGGCUUGGGUUUGUUCGAAGAUAAAAAUAAAAUCCACUGGUUCCGCGACAUUGGCUACAAUCAUAUUCCAUACUUUAACUGUCCAAAUUCUCCGAAAUGCAAGGGCUGCACUCCUGCAAAAUUCUAUUCCGGGGAGCCGUUCUUACAACUCGAGGAUUGCCGGGCAAAUUGGUUCAAGUAUGUUGGGACAGGGUGACCAACAAUACCAUCCGACGGACCUACCGGCAGUUCAUAAGUUGCAUCGCAUACUUAAGACUCUGAUAUAAUUGCGACAAACUGAGUCUCCACUUCCCCAUCAGGCAUGGUUACCCUGGCUCAUAAUAUAUUCUUCCUUUUACCUUCUUGAAAACUUUCCGAUUCCCACUAUCAGAAUCCGGAGAUAUCACAUUUUUGCGGAGUAAUUCGGGCUCCGCGGAUAAGUUUUAGCGACAGGUAUAUACCAGGACACGGCGUUAAUGGGCAUGGCUCCGGACAGUGAAACCUUUGGCGGUAAGGUCUAAUGGUAAUUCUGUAUUUCUUCGAUGAGGGUUGAUUUGAUUUACCCCCUUUCUUCGACGGGAGUGGAUAAAAAUCCCUUGUCCUGUUGACGGCUGCGGAUUGUGGUUUAGCCAUUCAGAGCGUAUGGUAGAUUUGUGUGUAUAUGUUUUAGAUCAAGAUUGCUAUGACAUCUUUAUUUCUUUUUUUUAAUGGUCAAUCUGCGUUUUCUAUUACCCCAUGCCCCAGCGCAUUUCUCUGAGCAGACUUAUGAUUUGAUGGGCAGGCCUUUUCUAUGAAUAGUUGCUGUUGAUGUUUCAGAGUAGAACUGAUAUUGAGAUUUACCAUG
Coccidioides immitis RS is the source of this 1891-nucleotide messenger RNA. Its product is annotated as alpha-1,2-mannosyltransferase. Gene Ontology annotation, molecular function: alpha-1,2-mannosyltransferase activity. Gene Ontology annotation, cellular component: membrane; Golgi apparatus. The transcript is spliced from 4 exons. Lineage: Eukaryota; Fungi; Ascomycota; Eurotiomycetes; Onygenales; Onygenaceae. Gene Ontology annotation, biological process: cell wall mannoprotein biosynthetic process; protein N-linked glycosylation; protein O-linked glycosylation. The record is from RefSeq and is a predicted model, not a curated record. Bases 74 to 1264 code for a protein of 396 amino acids.